AUGGGUGGUGUUGGGCAUAAAGGAUCAGAAACUCUGUCAGUAGAGCAGGACAAGAGUUUGUCAAGCCACAAACAUUCGGAGUCAGGCCCUGUAAAUCACGAGCUACAGCAAGCUUCCUUUUGGGCACAAAGCCCUGAUACAAGUGUGCAUCAUGCAUUUGCCUCGUUUUGGAAAAAGAUGGAUGACAUGGAAAAAUUAAACAUCGAGGCAGAAUUUCGGGAAAUGAAGGAAAAGAAUGCGGAAUUCCAAGCAAAGCAAGAUGAAAUGCUAGCAAGCAUUAGUGGGGUGCACUUGUCUGUUCUAGAUUUUGUCGAGCGUGGAGGACUCCCGCCUUCUGUCGAAUCUUUGACCGCGUGGCUUGAAAUUCGCGAUAUCGACACAUCUUUAUGGGGGCAGGGAGAAGCGAAGACAGUUCAAGAGUUCUUUCAUGAGCUGUGGGCGGGGGAAUGUGAACCUUUGACAGAGUCAGCAGAAAGAGUGAUAUCUGUUGUUAAGGUUCGAAUCCUCGAUCAUGAUGAAGCGGGAACUUGGCAGCUGUAUGAGACUAAACAAAAACUAUGCCGAGAUGGGAGAACACGACCAAGGAAUCGCCCCCUAGCAGAGAAGAGGCGUCCGGAAGAGUCAUCCUUCGAUGCGGCAGUUCGGGGGGUGAAGGAAGAACUUGGAUCAUCGAUAAAGAGCACCAGCAGAAUUGUAGUGAAAGAGGACAGUUUACAAGAAUGGACCGAAAGGAGAAUGUCCAAAAGCUUUCCAGGGCUGGAAACAGUCUACAAGCUGUCGCAGGUAGACGUGGAGGUGGAGGGCUUGUCGCGAGCAGCAACUGGAGACACUUUCGAGACAGAGGAAACCCCCGAGCUCUCCAAUGGGAAGGUGCACACCUGGACGUGGAUACCCAGCGGAACGGUUGACUGGUCUCCUGUCGCGGUGCAUGAGUAG
Guillardia theta CCMP2712 is the source of this 936-nucleotide messenger RNA. RefSeq lists its product as hypothetical. The record is from RefSeq and is a predicted model, not a curated record. Lineage: Eukaryota; Cryptophyceae; Pyrenomonadales; Geminigeraceae. The coding region runs from base 1 to 936 and encodes 311 amino acids. The transcript has 11 exons.